Molecule: messenger RNA, 1709 nt
Organism: Parathielavia appendiculata
Lineage: Eukaryota; Fungi; Ascomycota; Sordariomycetes; Sordariales; Chaetomiaceae
Product: galactose mutarotase-like protein
Exons: 5
Coding region: 486-1634 (382 amino acids)
Biological process (GO): glucose metabolic process; beta-D-galactose catabolic process via UDP-galactose, Leloir pathway
Molecular function (GO): carbohydrate binding; aldose 1-epimerase activity
Source: RefSeq, a predicted model, not a curated record
GCAAGUUGAUUCCGAAAGGGGGCAAAUGCAGACCAGCAGACAGCCCCAUGACAAUCCUGGUCUACCUAGAAGCUUGCGAUUGGUAGCUGCCGAUCCCGCCUUCACAGGGUUCCUGCAUGACAUCCGGAGGGGGUUGUUCGCCUGAACGCAUACUCCUGGCUGCACUCAGCCUGAUAUACCGCGCAAUCAACCUAACGGCCCACAUUCCCAAGACUGUGAAGGUGGUAUCACACCCAACAGGAAGGCCUCGUUGAUUACCCCUUCAACCUGGGGUUGUAUCCGGAGUAUUGGCAAACCAAAGGAUCGAGAUUCCAAAGGAAAGUGUCAGCAUCGGUCACAAAAUUGGCGUGCGGAGAAGCAGCUCAUCGGGCAUAAUAAGAUGUCAGCAUGACCUGAAGGAGGAAGGGGAGGGGAGGAGAAUUCUUUUCCUGGUUCCGACCAUUCUUCUCUUCGAACCACCCCCAAAUCAGCCGGCAUAAGUGACGAUGAGGUUCAGCUUACUCGCUGUGGCCGCCGUGGCCGAGGUCGCCCUUGCUACCCCAAAACGCCCAGAGCCAGAUAAAGAUGGGCGGUACACAAUCUCUGCACCGGGCAUCAAGGCGCAGUUCAUUCCCUAUGGCGCCACCCUGACGAACCUCUUUGUCAAGGACAAGAAUGGCAACGACAUAGAUGUGGUGCUUGGCUACGACGAUGUUAGCUACUAUCCCAAGGACCCCAGCCACCCGGUGUACAACGCCAUUCCCGGGCGGUACGCCAACCGCAUCGGCAAGGGCCAGUACAAAAUCGACGGGGUGACGUACAACACCGAGAAGAACGACGGCGAGAACACGCUGCACAGCGGCACCAACAACUGGUCGUUCCGCUUCUGGAACGUGACGGCCUUCUCGUCGGACUCGAUCACCUUCUCCAUCCUGGACAAAUCCAACUCGUCGCUCGGCAUGCUGGGCGACGUCAAAUCGAGCGUGACCUACUCGGUGAGCAAGUCGACCUGGAAAAUCAAGAUGACGGCCAAGUCCCUGGACCAAAAGACGCCCAUCCUCUUGACCCAGCACACCUACUUCAACCUCGACGCCUACCGCAACCCUGCCACCCCCAAGAUCUGGGACCACACCCUCUACCUCCCCUUCUCCAAGCGCUACCUCGAAGCCGACCAAGGCGCGCUGCCCACAGGCAAGAUCCUGACCGCCGCGCCGGGCUCCAUCAACGACUUCGCCUCGUCGCCCAGCCUUUUGCUCGGCCACGCGCGCAACCAGACAGGCUUUGAAGGCAACUGCGGCGCCAACGGCGCCUGCGAGGGGUACAACGGGUACUGGCUGAUCGAGGGUGCGCCCCGGGGCGCCCCCGUCGUGACGCUCGGGAGCGCGUUCUCAGGCGUCAAGGCGGAGCUCAGGACGGAUCAACCCGGCGUGGUGCUGUAUUCGUGCAAUUGGAUGGAUGGCAGUGCUGAUCUCAAGAGCACGCAGGGCAUUGAGGGGGUGAAUGAGAAGGUGGUCAGGAGCAGCUGUAUCGCGAUUGAGGCACAGGAUUGGCCGGAUGGAAUUAACCAUCCUGAGUGGAAUCGCACCAAGAAGCAGAUUUAUGGACCGGGGCGGACUUACAACUGGGAAAGUUCAUGGACCUUUGGCUUGCUUUGAGAAUGUAGUUUUCGAGCGUGGGCAUUGUUGGCAGCUUGGCAUGGGACAGAAUCUGAAAGGAGUGGUCGAUCACAG